Thermochaetoides thermophila DSM 1495 is the source of this 1740-nucleotide messenger RNA. RefSeq lists its product as uncharacterized. The transcript is spliced from 3 exons. NCBI's taxonomy places the organism in Eukaryota, Fungi, Ascomycota, Sordariomycetes, Sordariales, Chaetomiaceae. Gene Ontology annotation, cellular component: nucleus; Rpd3S complex; NuA4 histone acetyltransferase complex. The record is from RefSeq and is a predicted model, not a curated record. Gene Ontology annotation, biological process: regulation of DNA-templated transcription; chromatin organization. Bases 1 to 1740 code for a protein of 579 amino acids.
AUGUCGUCUCACGCUUCUCAUAUGUUCCGUACCGGCCGUGCUUCCGCUCCCGCUCCCAUAACCCCGGCAACCAUAUCUGCGCUCUCUCCCCCGACCUCUGUGGCUCCCGUCACAACUACCCGGUCAGGCCGCGUAAGCGAGCCAACGGCUAAGACCCUCGCCGCCGCCGACCUGGCCCCUUCCCAGCCCAGCCCCAGCCGCAACAACACCGCCGUCAGCGUCCCGGCUCCUGAUCCGACUCCUGCCCCAGCCCGCCGGUCUGCCCGCGCCCGUACCGGUGGCACCAACAACACCCACCCCAGCGUCUCAGCCCGCAACACCCGCCAACAGCGUCUAACCAUCGACGACGCGACGGCGUGGGGCCCGAUCGACAGGACCUACUUGCAUAAGGAGGCUGCGUGGGCCGCCGCCGUGGCUUGCGAGGACUACCUGCUCUGGCUGCCACCCCCAAACGCAGAUAAACAGGUGUUGUACGUCACUCGCGCGGGGAAAAAGUGUUUUGACGAUCGGUAUGUGAUGAAGAGUCAGGUGCCGGGGAAGGGGGGGAAGGAGGAGGAGGAGGAAAACGGGAAGGGAAUAAAAAAGGAGAAGGUUUUGACUGCUGGUGUGGCAAAGGAGCCAGCGUUUGCGGAUUCGACGGAGAGGUUUUGGAGGGCGGUUAACGAGGCUAUUGCUACCCUUCAGAAGGAGGAAGAUAAAGAGGAUGAAGAGGAAGAUGGGGAGCCAGUUCCUUCUGGCAGUAAUGACGGCAACAACAAUGGGCGCAAGCAUGGCGGUGACUCAGGCUUGGAUGAUGAUGCUCCCGCUGCGAAGCGCUGCAGGGUCGACCAUGAGGACCAGGAGGAUGACGAGGACGAUGACGAUUUGUCAGUGGAAUCGGGCUCAAACACGGCGUCUACAUCUGUGUACGCAUCCAACAGUGUUGCCGUCUCGAGGGGCAGCAUCUCCCAGGCUGCUGUCACUCCGGAGACGAACAUGGGCAUCGACCUCAACAGCGAUGGCAAGUCUUGUUUGCAGGAGUCCAGCCGCGAAGCAAAAAAACAGCAAGACGAACAAGAGGACGAUCGUGAAGAGGAUGCGAGCGGCGCCCAGGCUCCAAGUGGUAGCUGGACUUCCCAUCAUGUGAGACGGGCUGAUUUGGAGUUUGAUCUUGACCCGGAAGAAUAUUUCGACAUGAAGGAAGAUGAGGAGACCUUCCAUGCCCGCCCGUCCAUCAAACUGCCGAUGCCGGAUCACCUUAAGGCGAUGCUGGUCGAUGACUGGGAGAAUGUGACAAAGAACCAGCAGUUGGUCCCCCUCCCGCACCCACACCCCGUUAAUGAGAUCCUUGAUGAUUACCUCGCCUUCGAGCGCCCCCAUCGCCAGGAGGGUUCCGCCGCAAUGGACAUCCUCGAGGAGACGGUUGCUGGGCUCAGGGAGUACUUUGAUAAGUGCCUUGGCCGCAUUCUGCUUUACCGCUUCGAACGCGGCCAAUACCACGAAAUGCAUGCUCUCUGGCAGAAUCCCGAGAGCAAGCACAAGUCGCCGCUCGACACCUAUGGCGCCGAGCACCUGUCUCGCCUCCUUGUGUCCCUACCCGAACUGAUCGCCCAAACGAAUAUGGACCAGCAGAGCGUCAACCGCCUGCGCGAAGAACUAACGAAGUUCACCAACUGGUUCGCUCGGCAUGUUGUCAAGUACUUCGUGAGCGAGUACGAGAAUCCCGGGCAGGAUUAUAUCGAAGCUGCUAGGGCAAAUUGA